This is a messenger RNA of Rubroshorea leprosula, 1776 nucleotides long. NCBI's taxonomy places the organism in Eukaryota, Viridiplantae, Streptophyta, Magnoliopsida, Malvales, Dipterocarpaceae. The record is from the annotation of a GenBank genome assembly.
AAUCCCUCACAAGUCACGGCACAACUUCAUUCCUUCUCCCUGUUUGGAUUUGUCUCUAUUUAUGCAUCUGGCAUAGGAAGCGUGAACGCAUAGCCGAUCACCAAACACUACCUUUUGUCGAAAGGAAGAACAAAGAAGAAAGAGUCAGAACCCAUACCCACAUUCGUCAUCGGCCUCCACCCAGACCGAUGGAACGGGCUUUCGAGAUUAGGGUUUUUGGAUUUUGAUUGGUGUUAAGUUUAUGAUCUGGGUUUUGAUUGAAAGUUCAAUUUUUUAUGAGGUGUCAUUUAAGUGAAUAUAAGAAAUUUGAAGUGCAAGAUGGCGGUCAAUCGAAGUUUUGUCCGUGUGGAUACUUUGGAGAUUAGGGCUUUGAUCAUAAGAAAGAUUGGGCAUCAAAGAGCUGAGAAGUACUUUGAUCAGCUGAGAAGAUUGUUUAGUUUGAAGAUUAGUAAGAAUGAAUUUGAUAAGUCUUGCAUCAGGACCAUUGGUAGGGAAAAUGUCCCUCUUCAUAAUCAGCUUAUCAGAUCAAUUAUUAAGAAUGCCUGCAAUUCUAAAAUUCCACCGCUUAAAACUCCUAGAAGAGUAGGAAGCAACCUUAAUGUUAAUGGGUAUCAGAGAAAUUGUCUUCAGUCUCUUUAUGGGGAUGGAUUUCCAUCUUCCCCUCGCAGGGGAAGAUCUCCUGUUAGCCGCGACAGGAGGUUUCACGAUCGCAUAAGUCCAUUGGGGCCCCUUGGAAAGCCCCAAAAUGUUGCAUGUGCAGAAUCAGUUUCCAAGGUACAGGAGCAGCAAAGUCCAACUGAAUUGCUUUCACUUGGGAGCAGACCUCCAGUUGAAGUUGCAUCUGUGGAAGAUGGAGAAGAGGUUGAGCAGGCAGCAGCAAGUCCAUGUGUACAAAGCAGAAGCCCUGUUACUGCUCCUCUUGGCAUCUCUACUAAUUUUGGUGGAGCUCGCAAAGCACUUUCUAAUAUUUUGACAUGCAAUAAUUACCAUUCAGAGAGCUGUCAGAGCAGUGGUGAGCUACCUGAUACAAGAUCACUAGGAAGUCGUCUGGAAUUGAAGUUGGAGAUGGAGGGAAUAAGUGUCUCAUUGGACUGUGUUAACCUGCUGAAUAAUGGAUUGGAUGCCUACUUAAAAAGAUUGAUAGAGCCCUGUGUUGGUUUAGCUGCGUCAACAUCUGGAAGUGAGCACUUGAAGCAAACAAAUAGUCAAUUCAAUCCAAGUUUGAAUGGGAUAUUACCUCAGAGUUACUUUCAAAGGUCAAGGAAGUCUUUUUAUGCAUCCAUGCUGGAUUUCCGAGUUGCAAUGGAAUUGAAUCCUCAUUUACCUGGUCAUGAUUGGUCUACACAGCUUGAGAAAAUUUGUCUGCGUGCAUCUGAAGAGUGAGGAUAGCACAUCAACCAAACUUAUCCGUCUUAUUUGACCUUAAGAUAUGAAUUCAUGUUCAUGUUGGAUCUACAAUUCAGGUUUUACAUUACAUUCUAUAGUCUAUACCCUUUUCUGAGACGAUUUGAUCUCGUCCUGUUAUAGAGAUUAAUAGCAUUUGGCCAAGGGAGCUGUUAAAAGUUUUGAAUCAGGUGGCGAAGUAGCAUUUAAAUUUCAGCAUCAAUGGUUACUGGAUUGUUGGAAUGUGCACACAUUAAAUGUAAAAUUCUAGUUAUCUUUUAGACUUGUGUUUAGGAUUUCAGAACCAUCCUUCAGUUCUUCUACUUUCUGUGUUUUCUUUUUCAACCUUUUGCCCCUAAUGUACUCAGUUAUCAAUGAAAAGAAGGAUAUUUU